Moneuplotes crassus is the source of this 1509-nucleotide messenger RNA. The record is from the annotation of a GenBank genome assembly. NCBI's taxonomy places the organism in Eukaryota, Ciliophora, Spirotrichea, Euplotida, Euplotidae.
CAGAGAUCGUUCAAAAUAAAUAAAAUGUUAAGCAGGAUAUCAAUCAAAUAUUUCUCAAGAACUUACAAGGCAAGUCUUAACAAAGAUACUAUUCCUUCUUCAAUUAUCCGCUCUGAAUAUGCUGUGAGAGGUGCCAUUGCUGAGAAAGCAUUGAAGAUGCAGAGACAGAUGGAAGAUGAAGUCAAGUUCCCAUUCGAGAAGAUUAUCCAGCUAAAUAUUGGAAAUCCUCAAAAUUUGGGCCAAAAACCUAUCAGUUUCAAUAGAGAAGUAUUAGCUUCAUGCUUAACAAAUGAUAUUGAGGGAAGCAGGAUGAUCUUCUCAUCUGAUGCAGUAGAUAGAGCUGAAUACUAUUUAAGCCAUUUCAAACAUCGGGCAAUUGGAGCAUAUACAGAUAUCCAAGGGGUUAGGUGAAUUAUGAGGGAAGUCAAAUCCUUUAUCGAAAAGCGGGAUGGAGUUAACGUAGACGAGAAUAAUAUCUUUCUUACUAAUGGAGCAACUGAGGGAAUCACAUUCAUGUUAAACCUCUUGAUUAAAGAUGAGAAUGAUGGUAUAAUGAUCCCAAUUCCUCAAUAUCCUAUGUAUUCAGCACUCAUUACUAAGUUUGAAGGAACCCAAGUUCCUUAUUAUCUAGAUGAAAGUAAAGGAUGGGGGAUGUCCUUCGAAGAGCUCGAGAGAUCUUAUGCUGAAGCCACUGAUAAAGGAAUCAACGUAAGAUCAAUGGUGGUCAUUAACCCAGGUAAUCCUACAGGGCAAGUUCUCGCACAAGAAGACUUGAACAGAGUGAUUCAGUUUGCCCAUGACAAGCAAAUCUUCUUGCUGGCAGAUGAAGUUUACCAAAGAAAUAUCUAUGUAGAUAAGGAGUUUUGCUCAGUCAGAAAAGCUAUUAAAGAGCUUGGUAGUCCAUAUGACAAUGAUGUAGAACUUGCUUCAUUUCAUUCAUUAUCGAAGGGGCUUCAUGGAGAGUGUGGCCUCAGAGGAGGUUUCUUGGAACUUCACAAUAUUGAUAGUGUUGUCAACUUAGCGAUAUAUAAAUUUAAAGCAGUAGCAUCAUGAGGAAAUAUAAUUGGGCAAAUUGGAGUUGGAUUAAUGGCUAAUCCUCCCACAAAAGAUACAGUUUCUAAAGAAGUCUUUGAUCUUUAUCAAACACAAGAACAGCAUAUUCACGAUGGCCUAAAAUACAGAGCCAAUCUGAUUACAGAAAAAUUGAACAGUAUUCAAGGGAUCACAUGUAACGAGAUCGAAGGAGCCAUGUAUGCUUUUCCUCAGAUCAAGUUGCCUCAAUCUUACUGUGACUUAGCACAUCAAGAAGGAUUAUCUCCAGAUCUCAAAUAUUGACUGGAGAUUCUAGACAAGACAGGAAUCAUGAUAGUUCCUGGAUCAGGAUUCGGGCAAGAAGAAGGAACCUACCACUUCAGAAUCACCAACCUCGUGGACUCAAAAUCCGAAAUGAUUAAAGCUCUCGACAGAAUAGGAGAGUUUACAUCAGACUUGAUGUCACUCUACAAGUAG